Messenger RNA from Xyrauchen texanus (razorback sucker), 1716 nucleotides. RefSeq names its product mitochondrial ribosomal protein S30 (gene mrps30). The coding region runs from base 17 to 1273 and encodes 418 amino acids. Gene Ontology annotation, biological process: translation. The record is from RefSeq and is a predicted model, not a curated record. Lineage: Eukaryota; Metazoa; Chordata; Actinopteri; Cypriniformes; Catostomidae. The transcript has 5 exons. Gene Ontology annotation, molecular function: structural constituent of ribosome. Gene Ontology annotation, cellular component: mitochondrion; ribosome; mitochondrial large ribosomal subunit.
GUGACGUGGAGAAAACAUGGCGUCUUGCCGCAGGUUGCCCUUGCAGCCGUUUCUCUGCAGUAAAUCAGCACGCCUCGCUUGUAACCGAAAUGUCCAGGUUCAAGCUUCAACAGCGGAGAGUUUAUAUCCGCCUAUUCUGUCAUCUCGGACCGCGAAAAGUAAGUCAGCCAAGAGACGCGUAGUGUCUGAAUUCUUCGAGCAUCUGCGCUCGUGCACGGCACACGAGAAGAUCAACGCGCUCACGCGCGUACAGAGCAAAAAGUACGUGAUUUAUCCGCAGACAUUCGCUCUCAAUGCGGACAAAUGGUAUCAACACUACACCAAAACUGCAUAUAUAAGUGGCCUGCCCGAGAAAUACAACGCAUCCGCCGGGGAGAGUUCAAUAGAUGAAUCGCUAUCUGAGCUUCAAUCCCUGGUAUGCAACUCCAUCUUACAAGAACACUGGUACAUGAAGAAAGGGAGAACUUUCACCCAGAAAGAGCAAGAUCAUUUUGCCACUCCUUUUGUUAGGAACAUAGUGUGUGGCCUGAGAAACGUUCUGGCCAAAAAAAAUCCAGUGCUCGGCCUGUCUAGUUUAGAUUUUGACCCCCAAGUGAACUUCUACUGGUUGAGGGGAGAAAGGACAAUUCCAAGAGGACAUCGGAGUGGACGGAUUGAGCCAGUGAGAUUCCAGAUUGAUGAUAAACCACACAGCCAGAUAAGAAUCCCACAACAACUUCCUGAGUUUGUUCCUCUGGAGGCAGAUAUCUCUGCUGAAGUUCCUGUAAUCCAUUCUGCACCUGACCUGCUACCCUUGUUCAGGAGACAGUAUGACAACAACAUCUUCAUAGGUGCCAAACUGGAAGAUCCAUGCUGCUAUGGCCACACACAGUUUCACAUGGUCCCUGAUAGGUUUCGCAGGGACAAAAGGAGAAAGGAAGGCCUCACUGAUCAAAUAGAGGUGUCACUUAGAGCCAACGGUAUUGCCAGCCUGUAUGCAUGGACAGGGGCACAGGCUAUGUACCAAGGAUUUUGGAGUGAAGAGGAUGUGAGCAGGCCAUUUGUGUCUCAGGCUGUUAUCACAGAUGGACAGCACUUCUCAUUUUUCUGCUACCAGCUCAAUACUCUGGCUUUGACCCCAAGGACCGACAGCAACAAUGCCAGGAAGAACUUGUGCUGGGGCACAGAAAGCAUGCGAUUAUAUGAGAAAAUCACAGACGGAGAUGUGGUGGGCUGGAAUGACGCCGUUCUUGGGCUGCUUGUUCAGUUUUUAUUGAACGUGCCAAAAGUUUGAAAAGCAGGAGCAUAGAAAUGUAUGAUGAGCUUGUUUGUUAUGAGUGUCAAUAAACAUAAUGCAUGCCGAUGUGUCUUGUUGACUUAAUUCAAAUUUAAUUUAAAGGUAAAGUGUCUUUUCUGCACUAUUAGGAGCACAAAACAGAAUGGCAAAACACCAGGUUUCCCAAAACACUACUAUCCUUUUCUGCUUUUGGUCCUGUGCCAUUAUUCAGACAAACUAAUAAAUUCCCCAAAAAGCUUGUUAAAGUUUGCCCUGCCCCAAACUCUUAUUGGUUAAGUCAAUGUAGAACUGCUUGAACAGAUCAAUCUUCGAAUGUCUUAGUUAUCUCUGGACAAUAAAGUGGGAUAGGAUAAAAUAUUUCAAUAUAAAAAGUGUGUGCACCCUUUUUUUACAAGUACAUAUAAGUAAUUGUGUUAAUGUUUUGAUUAAAUAACGAAAAC